Messenger RNA from Canariomyces notabilis, 1015 nucleotides. RefSeq lists its product as uncharacterized. The record is from RefSeq and is a predicted model, not a curated record. Lineage: Eukaryota; Fungi; Ascomycota; Sordariomycetes; Sordariales; Chaetomiaceae. Gene Ontology annotation, molecular function: kinetochore binding. The transcript is spliced from 3 exons. Bases 61 to 747 code for a protein of 228 amino acids. Gene Ontology annotation, biological process: chromosome segregation; mitotic spindle organization; kinetochore assembly. Gene Ontology annotation, cellular component: nucleus; kinetochore.
AGGCCACUCACUGUUGAUUUGAUCACUCACCUCAAAAUAUACAGCAUACCACAUGCCAGCAUGAUUGAUGCUAGCGGUAUUAAUUCCAACGAUCCCCCUCCUAUGCUUCGUUUUACGGAGACCGAGGCCGCCGUCUUGAAUCUGUACGACGACCUCCGUCGACUAGAACUCGAGCUUACUCUGCUGCGAUCGCAGCAGAGUCAUGUAUCAACCGCAGCCCAUGCUUCAGCGAAAAGCCAAAUAACCGAUGAACGGUUGAGUCUUCUAGAGGCAAAAGGAACGCUUUCGUUGCGAGACAGCGUUGUCGAAAGCGUUGUGACAGUCAAGCCGACCCUAAACGCUGUCCACAAUGCAACGGAUGCCUCGCCGUUGGAACGAGAAUUGCUACCCUACAUCGAGCAGCGUGAUGCGGCCGCUGCGAAAGCAGCAAACAUGUGCUCUGCACUGCAGACGGCUAACAACACUCUGGCGGAGCUCGAGGUCAAAUGUCUCCGCACCCGUGAUCAAAACAUCAAGCUAGCAACCGAAAUAUUGGAGCUUAGUAAAAAGGCCCAUCAGAGCGGGCCAGGUAUCAUUCAAGAUGCGCGAUUCAAGGAGGAGAUAGCUGCUCUGGCGGGUGAAAUGAAAACCAGCCGGCGCAAAUGGAGAGUGAUCAAGGGCGCAGCCAGUGCCAUCGUUGCAGGAAGUGGUAUCGAUUGGGUUCGAGAGUCACGUUUGAGGGAUCUGGUACUUGACUCUCCAGAUUGACAGACAAUAGGCCAGGACAUAAACGACGGGAGUCUUCAACUGCCCAGUAUCUUGCAUUGUCAGCUGGACUGGUAGUUACAGACUUCUGUGUACACUAGGGACAUACAUCCAGCCGCAUUGGACAAAUACAUGGGGUCCAGAUGGGUGCUUGGUUUUGAGUGCCUGUCGCGGACUCGCGGUCAGCACCGCGUCCCGCGCCAAACAAAAUUACGCGAAAAUGCCCAUGGACCUCGCUUGGAGUUACACACUCAUCACGCCAAUUUGUUCG